UCAUUUGAGUCCAUAUUGGAAACGUCACCUUCUUUCCCUUCCCCUUUCGUCUUCACAAAGAGCUUUCCCUCUGACAGUCUCCUUUCUCUGUCUCGUUCCCCUUCUUUCCCUCUAACAUAUCUGCUUCAUUGGAGCUUCCCAUGGCAGGAAAGAUCUCCACAUUAAUCUUGACCGUUGACCUCGAUUGUUACAUCUGUUCUAAGAAGAUCAAGAAGACCAUUUGCAAACUCCAAGCCCAAGAGAAAAUCGAGAGGAUCACCUAUGAUGAGAAGAACAAUACUGUAACGAUUUCUGGGUUCUUUGAUCCUCAAAAAUUAAAGAAGAAGCUCUUAUGCAAAGCCUGUAAGGUGAUUAGGGACAUUAAGAUCAAAGAGGAGGAGAAGCCAAAGGAGAAAGAGAAGCCUAAGGAGCAGGAGAAGCCCAAGGAGAAGCCGAAGGAGCCGGAAAAACCCAAAGAAAAGGAGAAGCCUAAGGAGAAGGAGAAGCCCAAUCCCGAGCCGGUUCAACAGUGCCAGCCCUUCUGGCCUGUCUAUCCAGCCUUCCCGACCUGCUGCUGGCGACCGUGCUAUGAGCAAUAUUAUGGCGGCUGCCGGUGCUCAUCCUGCGGAAUGCCCAUCGGGUGGACGGCGCCGCCACCGCCACCUGCUGGACGCUACAUGACCGUCCCCUCCUCAUCCACCUGUCAGUUCUUCUGCGAGGAGGAUCCUUCUUCAUGUAUCAUUAUGUAAUCAUGAAUAUUGAUGUCUUUCUUAAGGGAGUAAAUUUUUCUUCUUCUUCUUCUUAAUUUUACGUUCAACUGUCCUGUCGUCCCUUUCAUCUGUUCAUCUCCCUAAACCAUCAUUAAUAACUUAAUGAUGUAUGCCAAUUUCAUAAUAAUAUGAUUUCUUUGUUUGAUUAGAUAAA
This is a messenger RNA of Dendrobium catenatum, 903 nucleotides long. Its product is annotated as protein PYRICULARIA ORYZAE RESISTANCE 21-like. The transcript has 3 exons. Gene Ontology annotation, biological process: regulation of defense response to fungus. The record is from RefSeq and is a predicted model, not a curated record. Gene Ontology annotation, molecular function: metal ion binding. Bases 141 to 728 code for a protein of 195 amino acids. NCBI's taxonomy places the organism in Eukaryota, Viridiplantae, Streptophyta, Magnoliopsida, Asparagales, Orchidaceae.